Messenger RNA from Brachypodium distachyon (stiff brome), 1204 nucleotides. RefSeq names its product probable calcium-binding protein CML35. The record is from RefSeq and is a predicted model, not a curated record. Lineage: Eukaryota; Viridiplantae; Streptophyta; Magnoliopsida; Poales; Poaceae. Gene Ontology annotation, molecular function: calcium ion binding. The transcript has a single exon. Bases 35 to 913 code for a protein of 292 amino acids.
UCCCAAAAUAUUCAGCGGAUCCUCUGCGGCGGCCAUGAUCAUCUCCCGCGCAUAUAAGAUGGACAAAAUUCGCGCCACUCGAGAAAGAAAAAUAUUGGCUAACGCUAAAAUGCCAACCGAAUCCAGCCGGACCGGACGGGACGGGACGACGAGGACGCAGCAAGCUGAAAAUUCGCUAGUACUCCACGAAGGAAGCUUCCGCGAAGCUCACUUCCUCCUUCCCUAUUUAUCCAGCCCCCGCCUUCUUCUCCUCCUGUCAAUCUCUCCAUCAACCUCGCGUAGUGUCCUGCUUUCCUGCAAGUGCUCCCUGUGCGCCAUUGUUCGUUGUUUGUUUGAGGUCGAGAUGAAGCUCUCUAUCCAGUCGCUGGCCAGGAAGCUGUCCCCGAAGCGGUCGGGUUCCGGGAAGAAGAAGGGGGGAGGCGUUGGGAUCUCGAGGAGCGAGGCGCCGUCGUUCGCGUCGUCUUCGUCUUCAGAGGAGGCGAGUUCGGCGGCGGCGCCGAGCCCGAGGUCGGUGCUGCUGCCGCCUCCGGCACCGGCGGCGGUGGCGGAGAUCUCGCGGCGGGAGCUGGAGGCGGUGCUGCGGCGGCUCGGGCACGGCGAGCCGUCGGACGACGAGCUGGACGCGGUGGCGGCCAUGGCGGCGUCCGGGGACGCGGCGGGGGCGGAUUCGGAGGAGGAGCUGAUGGACGCGUUCAGGGUGUUCGACGCGGACGGCGACGGCCGCAUCGACGCCGAGGAGCUCCGCGCCGUCAUGGCCGCCAUCCUCGGCGACGGCGGCGCCGGCUGCAGCCUCGACGACUGCCGCCGCAUGAUCGGCGGCGUCGACGCCGACGGCGACGGCUUCGUCGGCUUCCAGGACUUCUCGCGCAUGAUGAUGAUGUCCUCCUCCUCCUCCUCUUCCUCGUCCUCUUAAUUUCUUCGGCUUCAAUUUUUGUUUGGCGAGCGUCAAGAGGAAGAAGAAGAUGACCACCAUCCGCCACGCGGCAACUAGCUGUAGUACUAUGAAAUACUCGUAUGAAUGACUAGGUGCUCAUCUUCAAGAACACCACCAACAAGGAAGGAAAUUUCCUUCCUUGAACAACCACUACCAGCGGCAGCUAAAAGAAACUCGAGUUGUAAAAUUUGUUGAAAUGAGCACCGAGAGAGAGUUUAAUGAAUGGCAAAUUAAGGGUGAUGGAUGCUUGACGGUUAAAAUUUGGUUUUA